Messenger RNA from Lucilia cuprina (Australian sheep blowfly), 691 nucleotides. RefSeq names its product high mobility group B protein 2-like. The record is from RefSeq and is a predicted model, not a curated record. Lineage: Eukaryota; Metazoa; Arthropoda; Insecta; Diptera; Calliphoridae. The transcript is spliced from 2 exons. Bases 105 to 425 code for a protein of 106 amino acids.
UUCAGCUUUUGUAAACAAUUACGAAAUAUUAAUUAAAGUAAAACAAUUAAAUACAUAUCUGUCAUUAAAAUUUUUUAUUGAAAUUUUGUAAUAAUUCAAAUAAAAUGUUUUCAAAACAGCUGUCUUUAUCAACAACAAUUCCCUCAAAAUCUACAAAUCCAUUUUUUAUAUUUCUACAUGAAUUUCGUCAGACUUUAAAAGAAAAUUCCUCUGGAUCCACUGAAAAAGUAACAACAAUUGCUAAAAUGGCAGGAGAGAAAUGGAGGCAAAUGUCUAAUAAUGAUAAAUUACUAUAUUUUGUAUGGGCUCGUAAAAAUCAACAGCAAAAAUUUUAUGAAAUUAAAAAAUAUCAAAAUAAAGUCAAGAAGAACAUUAGAAUGCUGAGGAAGCCAAUGAAAAGUAUUAACAGUUUUCUAUGCUAUUAAGAUAAAGGAAUGCAAAUAACAUCCCAAGUCAUACUCGGCCAAAGAUUGUCAACCCAGCGACAGCUGUAUUAAUCGAAAGUUUUUUCCACAGAAAGAACUAUUGGCCACAGUCGAACUGUUACAACAACAAUUACCUUAUUAAACGAUCAUUAAGAAGAUUUUACUAUCGAUUUCUAUAUAUCAAAAUGUAUUUUAGUAAUUUGUCUUCGAAUAGCAAUAAUCCACAAAUUAUAAAUGAAAAUAAUAAGUGCGAGUUUUUUUGAUAA